Haliaeetus leucocephalus (bald eagle) is the source of this 1101-nucleotide messenger RNA. RefSeq names its product lysophosphatidic acid receptor 3 (gene LPAR3). Gene Ontology annotation, biological process: G protein-coupled receptor signaling pathway. The record is from RefSeq and is a predicted model, not a curated record. Bases 16 to 1101 code for a protein of 361 amino acids. Lineage: Eukaryota; Metazoa; Chordata; Aves; Accipitriformes; Accipitridae. The transcript is spliced from 2 exons. Gene Ontology annotation, molecular function: lysophosphatidic acid receptor activity. Gene Ontology annotation, cellular component: membrane.
GGGCUUUAAUCCAGGAUGAAUGAAUGCUACUAUGAUAAGCGCAUGGACUUUUUCUACAACAAGACAAACACUGACACAGUAGAUGAGUGGACAGGGCCAAAGCUUAUUGUUGUUCUGUGUUUUGGGACAUUUUUCUGCCUCUUUAUUUUCAUUUCAAAUUCAUUGGUCAUAGCAGCUGUGGUCAAGAACAGGAGGUUUCAUUUUCCCUUUUACUAUCUCCUGGCCAACUUAGCUGCUGCAGACUUUUUUGCUGGAAUUGCCUAUGUCUUCUUGAUGUUCAACACUGGCCCAGUGUCUAAGACUUUAACUGUUAACCGCUGGUUUUUGCGUCAGGGUCUUCUGGACACCAGCCUGACAGCUUCCCUGGUGAAUCUUCUCGUCAUAGCUGUUGAGCGGCACAUGUCGAUAAUGCGGAUGAAGAUCCACAGUAAUCUCACAAAGAAGAGAGUCACCUUUUUGAUUAUAUCAAUUUGGGCCAUUGCUAUUUUCAUGGGUGCUGUUCCCACCCUGGGUUGGAACUGCCUCUGUGACAUUACCGCCUGUUCAUCGCUGGCACCUAUUUACAGCAGAAGUUACCUGGUGUUCUGGAGUGUCUUAAACCUAGUUGUCUUCUUCAUUAUGGUGGUGGUUUACAUAAGGAUCUACAUGUAUGUCCAGAGGAAAACUAAUGUCUUGUCAUCGCACACUAGUGGAUCCAUUAGCCGUAGGAGAACCCCUGUGAAGCUUAUGAAGACUGUCAUGACUCUAUUAGGUGCUUUUGUUGUAUGCUGGACCCCUGGCCUGGUCGUCUUACUGCUCGAUGGUCUGAACUGCACCUACUGUGGGAUUCAGAAUGUUAAAAGGUGGUUUCUUCUCCUGGCCCUGUUGAACUCUGUCAUGAAUCCAAUAAUUUAUUCAUACAAAGAUGAUGAAAUGUGGGGUACCAUGAAAAGGAUGAUUUGCUGCUCUUCUGAGGAUAAGAGCCAGGACAGACGCUCAUCGCGGAUCCCCUCGACAGUUCUCUGCAGGAGCACGGAUACUUCGGGGCACUACAUUGAAGAUGGGAUUAUUCAAGGGACAAUUUGUGGAAAGGGAGAUCUUGGUGACAAAGGAAACUCCUGA